CUGCAGCCUGCAUUAAUGACAACCCAAAUGCCAAUAAUCAGAAAGUACAACAAAUUAAGGAAGAGGCAAUGAAAGGAAAAAGGGAAAGGAACAAGAGGGAAGGGAAGGGAUGCUCAAUUGCUGAUGCUGUGAAUUUGGAAACUAUUAUUGCAUGAAAAAUCAGAGAUGUUGAAGUUGAACUGUUAGAAAUUGAGAGAAGCUUUUAGCCUUUGUCUCUUACUUGGCUGAGGUGCCAUGUGCUGUUCCCAUAUUAUAAACACAGUCUUAGCUCACUUGUUUCAGCUUCACCAGACCAUUUAGUUUAAUAUAAUCACACCAUCCCAACAUGUACUAACCAAAGGAGAGAAAUAAAAUAAUAGAAGAACAGAAGCAGCAGCAGCAGCAACCCUUUAUUAAUCACACACUCAUGCAAUCUCUAGAGAAACACACACCACCCUUCUCUGAUCGAUCAACUCCUGUCAUGGACAUGGAGGUCUCCCUAGAAAAUACUGAUGAUCAGGCAACCUCCAGAUCCAUGGAGCCAACAUCGAGCCCGCGGAUCUCUUUCUCCGUGGAUUUUCUCGACGACAACGACUUCAUCUCUAUAAGCCCACACUCUGAAUCUCCAAACAGACAGGAGACAGAAAAGGAAAAGGCGCGCUUCAAUGUAGACUUCGAGUUUCUCUCUGCUGCCAACUCUACCGGUAACACGAUGUUGACGGCCGACGAGCUCUUCUUUGAAGGCAGGUUGCUUCCCUCUUGGCAAAUGCAGCAUUCCGAGAAGCUCAACAAGCUCAGCCUCAAGCCAAAGGGGACGGAGAAGGAGGAGGAGGGAAGGGGGAAUAAUAAGGAGAUGAUGAUCAACAAGGAUCAGCAGGAUAGUAGAGUAAGCAGCUGGUUCAUCGACGAUGACCCAUCUCCUCGCCCACCCAAGUGCACUGUCCUCUGGAAGGAGCUGCUGAGGCUGAAGAAGCAGCGAGCAUCUACAUUGUCGCCAUCAGCGUCGUCGUCGUCCUCCUCAUCUUUGUCGUCGACGGCCUCGGCUUCAUCAGAUGUGUGCCCCAUGGAUGAAGAGAAGGAUCCCAAGGAAGGCAAUAAGGAAAGGUUGUGGAACAGAGAGAAGCAUAUUAAGAGGAUAAAGAAAGGGUUGGAGAGGACAAGAUCAGCCAGCGUUAGAAUAAGGCCUGUCGUCCAUGUGCCCAUCUGCACCCAAACCAAGAUAAGUGCUUUUCCGCCAUUAUUUCAUCUUAAGAAGCCAAAUUUAGACAGGUGAUCAGAGGCUGUCGAGGCUCAUCGCUCAUCAGAGAUCAAUGUAGUUAGUUUCUUCUGUAGUAUGUUUAUGACUACUUCUUUCAUGCUUUCCCUUUUUUUUCUCUUCUUUUUUAUUAGUUGAAUUUUCUUUGAUGGUGGCUCUGAUGCAUUUCAUGUAAACGUAACUUCUCUUUAUUUUUUUAUCUUAACUAUUUGAUUACUUUAACAAUGUUAACCUUUUUUUUUUAAUUUUUCCCCUUAA
Messenger RNA from Nelumbo nucifera (sacred lotus), 1492 nucleotides. RefSeq lists its product as uncharacterized. The record is from RefSeq and is a predicted model, not a curated record. NCBI's taxonomy places the organism in Eukaryota, Viridiplantae, Streptophyta, Magnoliopsida, Proteales, Nelumbonaceae.